AUGCCGCCUAAGAAGAAGGGAAACAAGAAGGGCGGCAAUGAUGAUUGGGAGGCCGAGCUCGGCGAGACCAUAGCUCCCGUUUCUGCUCCUGCCGAUCGUGCCGAUGCCGGUGCUGAGAACCCCGAUGAAGACGACGCUCCCGCCGGCGGCCUUAUGGCCACACUGCGUAAAAACAGAGAGAAGCGCAAGAAGAAGGGCAUUCAGGAUGAACUGGAAGGGGAGGAUCCUCCCGGCGCCGAGCCUAAAGCUGCAGAGGAGGCCACUAUGGAAGACGAGUGGGUUCUCCCCGAGCGGAAAGGCAAGGGAGGCAGAGGCAAAGCCGAGUCCCCCGCCGCCGAGGACACAGCCCAGCCUCAAAACGGCGAGGCCGAGGCUCCUCGUGUCUUGACCAAGGCUGAAAAGGAGAAGCUGAAGAAGGAGAAGGAAAAGCAGCGCAAGAAGGAAAUGGCUGCUAAAAAGAAAGCCGCGGGAGGGGCUGCUAAACCCGCCGAACCGGCAAAGGCUGCCGAGAAGAAACCCGCCUCUGCUCCGGCCGCGGCCCCCGCUGCCGAAACGCCGACAACUACGGGCGGUCCCAGAAGCAAGAAGAUGCUCGCCAUGAUCCAGAAACAACAGGAGGAACUUCGCCGUAGGCAGGAAGAAGAAGCUCGUCUUCAGGCGGAGGAAGAAGCUCUGGCCGCCGAAGAAGCCAAGCGUCUCGAGGAGGAGCUAAAGCGCAAGGAGGAGCAGAAAGCCCUCAAGAAGCAGAGGGAGAAGGAGAAGAUCGAGCAGCAGAAGAGGGAGGGCACCUACAUGACAAAGGCGCAGAGGGAAGAGAAGGCAAGGAAUGAGCGGAAGCUCCAGCAGAUGCUUGCUGCCGGCAUCAAGAUCGGUCCGGCAAGUGAGGCUGGAGAAGCUGCCGCCGAGAAAAAGAAGCCGGCAGCGAAGAAGGCCGGGCGGAAGGCCGCCGAAAAGGUGGACGAGGAGACGGCGCUCGCCGAAGCUGCUGAGCGUGCCAGGCAAAAGGCCGAGCAGCUCGCCAAGGAGGCCGAAGAGAAGGCGGCCCGGGAAAGGGCCGAGGCUGAGGCUGCCAAGGCCGCACAAAAGGAAGAGAGCGAUGUUGAAGAUGACUGGGAAGCCGCCGCUGAGGAAUCCGAUGUCAAGGACAGCUGGGAUGCCGAGUCCGACCAAGAGGAGGAUACGAAGAAGACGAAGGAUGCGCCGGCAGGGGAGGAGACCGAAUCAGAAUCGGAAUCGGAGUCGUCAGAAGACGAAGAGGAAGCGGCCAAGAAGCGGACGAUGGCGGCGCAAGAAGCACAGCGUAAGAAAGAGGCUGCAGAGAGGCGAGAAAAGGCACACCAAGCUGCGAUGGCGGCUCGGUCCGAGGACGACCUCCGCUCGCCCAUUUGCUGUAUUCUGGGUCACGUCGAUACCGGAAAGACCAAGCUUCUGGACAAGAUCCGACAGACCAACGUCCAAGAAGGCGAGGCCGGCGGCAUCACCCAGCAGAUUGGCGCCACCUACUUCCCCGUGGAAGCCAUCAAGCAGAAGACGGCCGUCGUCAACCGGGACGGCAAGUUUGAGUUCAAGGUGCCCGGCUUGCUCGUCAUCGAUACGCCCGGUCACGAGUCCUUCUCCAACCUCCGGUCCCGUGGCUCGUCCCUUUGCAACAUUGCCAUUCUGGUGGUCGACAUCAUGCACGGCCUCGAGCAGCAGACGCUGGAAUCCAUGCGUCUACUGCGCGAUCGGCGAACUCCGUUUGUGGUGGCGCUCAACAAGAUCGAUCGUUUGUACGGGUGGAAGAAGGUCGACAACAACGGCUUCCAGGAGAGCUUGGCGCUGCAAUCGAAGGGCGUCCAGAACGAGUUCAGGAACCGCCUGGAACAGACCAAGGUCCUGUUCGCCGAGCAGGGCUUCAAUGCCGAGCUCUUCUACGAGAAUAAGUCGAUGGCGAAGAACGUGUCCCUGAUUCCCACGUCGGCCCACACGGGCGAGGGUGUGCCGGACCUGCUGAAGCUCAUCGUCCAGCUCACGCAGGAGCGCAUGGUCGGGUCCCUCAUGUACCUGUCCGAGGUGCAGGCGACCGUGCUCGAGGUCAAGGCGAUCGAGGGCUUCGGCAUGACCAUCGACGUGAUCCUGUCCAACGGUAUCCUGCGCGAAGGCGACAAGAUCGUCCUCUGCGGUGUGGAAGGGGCCAUCGUCACGAACAUCCGAGCCUUGUUGACGCCGGCGCCGAUGAAGGAGCUCCGCGUCAAGUCGGCCUACGUGCACAACAAGGAGGUCAAGGCGGCGCUGGGUGUCAAGAUCAGCGGGCCGGGCCUGGAAGGCGCCAUUGCCGGCUCUCGCCUGCUCGUCGUGGGCCCGGACGAUGACGAGGACGACCUCGCGGACGAGGUGGAGGGCGAUCUCGCGGUCCUGUUCAACCGGGUCGAGAAGACGGGCCGCGGCGUCAGCGUGCAGGCGUCGACGCUGGGCUCGCUCGAAGCGUUGCUCGAUUUCUUGAAGGACUGCAAGAUCCCCGUGGCCAACGUGGGGAUCGGCCCCGUCUUCAAGCGCGACGUGAUGCAGACCGGCACCAUGUUGGAGAAGGCCCGCGACUACGCCGUGAUGCUCUGCUUCGACGUCAAGGUGGACAAGGAGGCGCAGGCCUACGCCGACGAGAUUGGCGUCAAGGUCUUCACGGCCGACAUUAUCUACCAUCUCUUCGAUUCGUUCACCAAGCACAUGGACGCGCUGCUCGAGAAGAAGAAGGAGGAGUCCAAGAUGUUGGCGGUGUUCCCGUGUGUCCUCAAGACGGUGGCCGUCUUCAACAAGACCAACCCUAUCGUUAUCGGUGUCGAUGUUACGGAUGGCCAGCUCAAGAUCAAUACUCCUAUUGCAGCUGUCAAGACGAACCCGGUGACCAAUGUCAAGGAGGUUAUCAGCUUGGGACGAGUGACCUCGAUUGAACGCGAUCACAAGCAGAUCCCGGUGUGUAAGAAGGGACAGCCGUCAGUGGCCGUCAAGAUCGAAAUGGGCGGCAGUCAGCCCACGUACGGCCGCCAUCUCGAGGAAGAAGAUUCCCUGUACAGUCUCAUCUCCCGCCAGAGCAUCAACACCCUCAAAGAGUUUUACCGCAAGGACGUCACCAACGACGAGUGGCAGCUCAUCGUCAAACUCAAGCCGCUCUUCGACAUUCAGUGA
Molecule: messenger RNA, 3162 nt
Organism: Sodiomyces alkalinus F11
Lineage: Eukaryota; Fungi; Ascomycota; Sordariomycetes; Glomerellales; Plectosphaerellaceae
Exons: 4
Coding region: 1-3162 (1053 amino acids)
Molecular function (GO): GTPase activity; translation initiation factor activity; GTP binding
Source: RefSeq, a predicted model, not a curated record